AUAGCGUCCCGUCAAAACAAAACGUACAGAAAUUGAGCAUCAGUCUCUUAAAAUGGAUCUACACUUAUUAUUUUGCGCUCUUUUCUUCCUCGUAGGAAUAACUGCAGAAGAAAUCACUUGUCCUCCAAACGAAGAAUUUAAAGAGUGUGAGUCUGUCUGCCCUCCAACUUGCCAAAACACGUCGCCUCAAAUUUGCACAGAUCUGUGCAUCAUAGGGUGUUCUUGUAAAAAAGGAUUCAUCAGGGAAAGUCCAGGUGGCCGAUGUAUAGAAUCAUGCGAAGGUGUUCCCGUAUGCAAGGACAACGAAAGAUUCACAACCUGUGCAACAGCGUGUCCGAGAAUUUGCAACCAAACUGAAAUUCAAGCUUGUCCUCUUUUGUGUAAGACGGGCUGUGUUUGUGCUGAUGGUUUUAUAAGGGAAAGAGAAGGAGAAUCGUGUAUUCCCGAGGGAAGGUGUCAACCAAAAUGUGGAAUAAAUGAAGCCUACACUGAAUGCGGUAGCCCAUGUCCUGGUACUUGUUCUCAACCAAGUAAAGUUUGCGAAAGGAAAUGCGUUGAGGGUUGUUUUUGUAAACAAGGAUAUCUUUUGGAUGAAAAUAGUGGAGCAUGUGUUAGGAGAAAUGAUUGUCCUAAUUGAUUUAAUCUGAAUUGUAGAAGUUUUAUGAAAUUCUAGCAAUAACUGUGUUUUGUAACAUUUUAAAGUUAUUUAUAGGUAGUUUAUUGAUAAUGGUGUUUUUAUUAAAAUAAUAAUGAAUGAGAAGUUUCAA
Zophobas morio is the source of this 767-nucleotide messenger RNA. Its product is annotated as serine protease inhibitor swm-1-like. The coding region runs from base 53 to 637 and encodes 194 amino acids. NCBI's taxonomy places the organism in Eukaryota, Metazoa, Arthropoda, Insecta, Coleoptera, Tenebrionidae. The record is from RefSeq and is a predicted model, not a curated record. The transcript is spliced from 3 exons.